Molecule: messenger RNA, 2822 nt
Organism: Salvia hispanica
Lineage: Eukaryota; Viridiplantae; Streptophyta; Magnoliopsida; Lamiales; Lamiaceae
Product: G-type lectin S-receptor-like serine/threonine-protein kinase At4g27290
Biological process (GO): protein phosphorylation; recognition of pollen
Cellular component (GO): plasma membrane
Molecular function (GO): protein serine/threonine kinase activity; ATP binding
Source: RefSeq, a predicted model, not a curated record
CCUUUAAACUUAUUACACUCACUCUUCAUCUUCUUCUCAUUUCCGGAGUGAUUAGAUUUGUAAAUGGCGCAACUAAUUUUCAGUGCAGUUGUCGCCUCACUGCUUUACUCCAUUGCCUUUGUGAGUGUAAGAGCUGACAAUCAAAGACUUGUUUCAAAUGAAACGCUUGCUUUUGGCCACACUUUGAUCUCUCAAAACCAAGUCUUUGAAAUCGGAUUUUUCUCGCCUGGAAAAUCUUUGAAUAGAUUCUUGGGAAUAUGGUACAAGAACACACCAGAUGUUGUAGUCUGGGUGGCCAACAGAAACCAUCCCAUUUCUGCCUCAGAAUCACCAGUUUUGAUGAUUUCUGAAAAUGCAAGUCUUGUUAUAAGCAGUGGCACAAGCAUCAUCUGGUCGGCGAAUAAUGCAUCAGGCGUGGCAUCAUCAAAUCCAGUUUUACACCUCCUGGAUUCUGGAAACUUGGUUCUUGUAGACGACACGAGCACAACAACAGAAGAGUACCUAUGGCAGAGUUUUGAUUAUCCAACAGACACCUUGAUACCAGGAAUGGAGAUGGUGGAUGAUAGUGAGGCUGGAGUCGAAAAGUAUUUGACGUCAUGGACAAGUCCGGAUGAUCCUUCUCCAGGUGAUUUUGUUUUCAAGAUCGAAAACCGAGGCUUGGCCUUGGCUGAUAUGGUGGUUCUUGAGGGGGCACGGAAAAGAUACCGGCUUGGACCGUGGAAUGGAAUGCACUUUUCCGGUUAUCAAAUAUAUCCCAAUCCCAUUUUCAAGAUAGCCUUUGUUUUCAAACAACAGAGGUUGGUCUCCUUGGGAGAGCCCUACGAGAUCUCAUAUUUGGUACGAACAACGUUACAUACGUCUGGUAUGAUCCUGCGCCAUACGAUGAAUCUCAGAAAAGACAAGUGGAAUCUUGCCACCGUGUUCCCCCUGGAUGCAUGCGAUGAAUAUGCUGCUUGUGGUCCUAACUGUAUCUGUAGAUCCGACAGGCCAAUCAGAUGCGAGUGUUUAAGGGGAUUUGCCCCGAAGUUCCAAAGCGAUUGGGACCAUCAAGAUUGGUCGGGUGGAUGCACUAGAACUAAACCAUUGAAUUGCAAUGGUGGAGAUGGAUUUCGACAGGUUAGAGGGGUCAAGUAUCCUGAUUUGUUGCGGUUUUGGUUAAAUACAAGCAUGAGCCUUGAUGAGUGCAAAGCUGAGUGCUUAAAAAACUGUACUUGCACUGCUUAUGCUAAUUCCUUCAUUACUAAUGGAGGCACUGGCUGCUUGAUGUGGUUCGGUGAACUCAUUGAUACCAAACAGCAUUCUAUAGCAGACAGUAAGCAGAACGUCUAUAUCCGUGUUCCGGUUUCUGAACUAGAUUUUAACACGGGUUUAGAGGAGGAGGAGGAGAAGGAGAAGAAAAAUCCUAUGGGGAUAAUACUGAUAUCGAUUGUUUCUGGUGUUCUCAUCUCAGCUUUUAUCAACGGAGGCGUACUUUUAAUGGCAAGACUAAAGAGGCGAGCAGUGAAAGAGAAUAAUGAAGAUCUAGAAUUACCUAUGAUCGAAAUGGCAACUAUUGUGCAAGCAACAAAUAAUUUCUCCAUGGAAAACAUGAUUGGAGUUGGAGGCUUCGGUCCUGUUUACAAGGGGAACAUGCCAUCAGGAGAAGAAAUCGCAGUCAAAAGAUUGUCCAGAUGUUCAAGACAAGGUAUUGAAGAGUUUAGAAGUGAAGUUAUGAUGAUUGCAAAACUUCAACAUAGAAACCUCAUCAGAGUAUUGGGAUGUGGCAUUGAAGAAGAGGAAAGGAUGCUAAUCUAUGAAUACCUACAAAACAAAAGCCUCGAUUAUUUUGUUUUUGAUCACACUCGAAGAACAUUGUUGACAUGGCCUAAGCGUUAUGAUAUUAUCAUGGGAAUUGCAAGGGGACUGUUAUAUCUUCAUCACGAUUCCAGAUUAAAGAUUAUUCAUAGGGAUCUCAAAACAAGCAAUAUUUUACUAGAUGGAAAUUUAACUCCAAAAAUAUCAGAUUUUGAGUUAGCAAGAAUUUUCCAAGAGGAUCAGUCGCUUGCUAAAACAAAACGAGUUGUUGGAACAUAUGGAUACAUGGCUCCCGAAUAUUUGAUGGACGGGAAAUACUCGGAGAAAUCAGACAUCUUUAGUCUUGGAGUGGUGUUGUUAGAGAUAAUCAGCGGGAAAAGGAACAGAGGAUAUGAGCACUCAGAUCACUAUCAUAACCUCUUGGGCCAUGCAUGGUUGCUGUGGCAAGAAAACAGGAUUGUAGAGUUGAUGGAUGAAUGUUUGUAUGAUACGUUUGCGGAGUGUGAAGUGAAGAGAUGCAUGCAAGUGGGGUUAUUGUGUGUUCAGAAAUUUGCAGAGGAUAGGCCAGUCAUGUCGUCCGUGGUUUCAAUGUUAGGAAGUGAUGGAGCAGUUCUGCCCGAACCAAAAGAACCCGGGUUUUUUAUGGAAAGAAGUUGCGGCACAUCACCAUAUAUUGAGUCAGAGAAUGAUACAAUCACUAUUACUGACUUGGAGGCCAGAUGAGAUCAUUCAGCAAUUGUAACACAAGAGUUGUGUAAAUGGGAUAUCCAUAUUCCUAACACUCAAAUUUUCGAGGGGGUUAGCAGAGUUAUUUCCGGAGAUGCAGAUAUGGCGCAGUUAUUUUUUUACCAUAGUGCUCGGUUUCAUUGCUUUUGUGAGUGUAAGAGUUCGAGCAGCUGAGCAUAGAAUGAAACAAUCACCAUUACUGAUUUGGAGGCCAUUUGAUGGAUGAAUAUUUUCUGUUUUCAAGUCUUGAUAUAUUAGGCCUUACUAAGAAUGGUUAUGCUAAGGGUAGAGAGAUGAAACUU